Molecule: messenger RNA, 1417 nt
Organism: Carlito syrichta (Philippine tarsier)
Lineage: Eukaryota; Metazoa; Chordata; Mammalia; Primates; Tarsiidae
Gene: GAS7
Product: growth arrest specific 7
Exons: 13
Coding region: 23-1417 (464 amino acids)
Biological process (GO): actin filament polymerization; neuron projection morphogenesis
Cellular component (GO): cytoplasm; plasma membrane; actin filament
Molecular function (GO): actin filament binding
Source: RefSeq, a predicted model, not a curated record
UGUGAACCCGGGCGCCAAGGCCAUGUCCGGCGCCCGCUGCCGGACCCUGUACCCCUUCUCCGGGGAGCGCCACGGCCAGGGGCUGCGCUUCGCCGCGGGCGAGCUCAUCACGCUGCUGCAGGUCCCGGACGGCGGCUGGUGGGAGGGCGAGAAGGAGGACGGGCUGCGCGGCUGGUUCCCGGCGAGCUACGUGCAGUUGCUGGAGAAGCCUGGAAUGGUCCCCCCUCCGCCAGGAGAGGAAAGCCAGACUUUCGUCCUUCCGCCUGGCUGGCAGAGCUACCUGUCGCCUCAGGGCCGGCGCUACUAUGUCAACACGACCACCAAUGAGACCACCUGGGAACGUCCCAGCAGUUCUCCUGGGAUUCCAGCCAGCCCUGGCCCUCACAGGAGCUCUCUGCCUCCAACAGUGAAUGGAUACCACGCGUCAGGGACCACAGCGCACCCUCAAGAGACUACCCACAUGAGUCUCCGAAAAUCCACCGGUGAUUCCCAGAACCUGGGAUCCUCGUCACCAAGCAAAAAGCAGAGCAAAGAAAACACCAUCACAAUAAACUGCGUGACAUUCCCUCACCCAGACACAAUGCCAGAACAGCAGCUGCUGAAACCAACCGAGUGGAGUUACUGCGACUACUUCUGGGCUGAUAAGAAGGACCCCCAAGGCAAUGGCACCGUGGCUGGGUUUGAACUGCUGCUUCAGAAACAACUGAAGGGCAAACAGAUGCAGAAGGAGAUGUCAGAAUUCAUCCGGGAAAGGAUAAAAAUUGAAGAAGAAUAUGCGAAGAACUUAGCUAAGCUCUCUCAGAGCUCCUUGGCUGCACAGGAGGAAGGCUCCCUGGGAGAAGCGUGGGCCCAGGUGAAGAAGAGCCUCGCUGAUGAGGCAGAAGUUCACCUCAAGUUCUCUGCCAAGCUUCACAGCGAGGUGGAGAAGCCUCUGAUGAACUUUCGUGAGAACUUCAAGAAAGACAUGAAAAAGUGUGACCACCACAUUGCUGACCUCCGCAAGCAGCUCGCCAGCCGCUAUGCCUCGGUGGAGAAGGCCCGGAAAGCCCUCACAGAGCGGCAGAGGGACCUGGAGAUGAAGACGCAGCAGCUGGAGAUCAAGCUGAGCAACAAGACAGAGGAGGACAUCAAGAAGGCACGGAGGAAGUCCACACAGGCUGGAGACGACCUCAUGCGCUGUGUGGACCUCUACAACCAGGCCCAAUCCAAGUGGUUUGAAGAGAUGGUGACUACCACAUUGGAGCUGGAGCGACUGGAGGUGGAGAGGGUGGAGAUGAUCCGGCAACAUCUGUGCCAGUACACACAGCUGCGGCACGAGACGGACAUGUUCAACCAAAGUGUGAGUUCUCAACCCAGCAGGGCCCUGGGUGACACAGGGCCUGGGAGAACCACCAGGCACUAUGCCAUGGUAGGUUAA